GUGGCACUUGAUUGACAGUAACAUCGACCAAUGACCACGCGAGAUCAAAGAGCUAUGGCGACAGUGGCCAGUCUGCUGAUUUGCAACCCGCCGAAACAGCAUCGGGGAAGAAGGAGGCCUUCGAUCGGUUCGCCAUGGACUGUUCCAGGAUCAGUGCCGUUUAAAUAGGACUCUAACAGUAGCGCGGAAAGCCGGCCAUAUCACAUUUCAACAAGACUCCCUUCCCAGUGGAGGCUUUGGCCUGCUCAGCCAGUGUUCAUAAAAACAAGUGGAUUAUCCUCCUCUUUAAAGUGUGCCCCUGUGGCCUUGUAUUGCCAAGCGAAUCAAGAGUCGACUCCAAAACUGAUUCGGCACACAGACGACGCUGAUAAAGGAAGAAAUCCGCUCCUGGGUUCGAAUCCAUGGAUUUCCAAUACCUAGUGUUUUAUGGGGGAGCCAGACAUUGUUUUGAGCACACUGCAACAAAAGCCCUCUAAAUGACUGUUCUAGUUACUGUAAUUUUGCAAGAAGAGACAAGAAAUACUUAAAACUACAUUGUUGAAACCAAGCAAAACCGUGUUUGUCUCAGAGGACAGUUUGCAGAUGGAUCCAACUUCUGGAAUGCACAUGUCUGCUGUUCCCCCAAACAGUGAGGUGGUCCAUGUGACUGUUGGGAAUCCUAUCAUAACCAUGUAUCAGACACCACAGGCCCCCAGCAUAGCGCAGAUCAUUACGCAACAAGUCAUACCACAAGAUGUCACCUGUCAAACUGUACCACAUACAAUUACUUCACAAGUUCAGAUAGCAUCACAAGUACAGGCUUCAUUGCAUGGCCAUGGUCCAGGACGGGGUCAAUCUCAAAGCCAUGGCCAGUCACAGAGUCACAUGCAGUCUCCAAGUCACGGACAAUCACAAAGUCAUAUGCAGUCUCAAAGUCACGGACAAUCACAAAGUCAUGUGCAGUCUCAAAGCCAUGGACAAUCACAGAGCCACAUGCAGUCUCAAAGCCAUGGGCAAUCACUAGUUCAUGUUUCACAAGGCUCAUCACAAAGCGAGAGUGUUGCAGUAUCGCAGGAUGGUGCCAGAUCAUCAUUGCAGGUCCCCUUUGCAGAGGUCGCUUCUCUGCUGGAUCCUAACAUGAAGAGCUCAAAAGCCAGAAAGUACCAAAUCCAUUAUGAGGAAGUAAAACGGAGGCUGGAGCCGCCAGAGAAGAUGUCACUCAGGUCUCUGGCUGCCUACACUAGAGUGAGUCGGGGUCCAGCCAGUAAAAAAACCCUCCUGGAAUCGCUGAAUGUGUUUGGCCUGUCACCAAGCACCAAUACGGCAGUGUCUAGUACUUUCUCCAAACUCACUGAGGGUGACACAGCAGCACUGUGUAAAGACAUGAAGGACUUUGCCUUACAGUACGUGGAUUAUGAAAAUAUGGCAAAACAGUUACUUCCAGAGACAAACCAGGUGCAGCACUGGUCAAAAAUAAUUGAGACAAGGAAUUAUCUGGAAGAGAUGCGGAAAGUUUUCAAAGACCCCAUUAACAGCCGUCUGUUUUCAAAUGUCACUCAUGGCCUCGGUAAUGGCGUGAUGGACGUUGCCCUUGACAUCAUCGAUACCGUCAUUGAUCGGCAGAUACGCAUCCUCUCAGGGAACACAGAUCCCAAACCUGAGCCACCUAUCAGGAGGAUCCGAAAACGCACACGUAAACCCAAGACCGACGUAGAGGAUGGCAAACCCAAAGAGAAGGCCAAAAGAGGCAGGAAGAAAGGCAAACAGAUGCGACUGGACACUGUUGACCCGCAGGUUCCGCAGUCCACAGACAUAGAGAGUAGCGUACUGACUCUGGUGUCUGUAGGAUAUGAGACCAUAUCGAGCGGCCUCGGCGCCACCAGCACGGGUUUAUCGUAGUCCUGAGACUGAUGGACGCUGAGAGCACCGUGUGCAUGCUGAGUGUUGACUUAAAGCACAUUUUAGCUUUGUAUUUUUUAGAUUUUGUUUAAAUGUUUUCAUCUAAAUGUGCUGUAUUCUUUUUUGGGUGUCUAAAAGGUUUCAUUAGGAGAGGUGAGAGGUUUAUAUCAUCGAGGAUUUUUUAAUAAGAAAAGGCUUUUUUCAUGUAUUAUUUGUUAGAUUCCUCCUUUUUUGCUUUUAACGAAGAACAAAUGUAUACAAGUAGGAUCUAUAAUCUUGAAAGAAAUCAAAACUGAUGUUUUGUGAAGUGCAGAGCAUGAUUCAGAUGAAUAAAAAAAUCAUGUCUAAAAAGUCA
This is a messenger RNA of Pangasianodon hypophthalmus (striped catfish), 2233 nucleotides long. RefSeq lists its product as uncharacterized. NCBI's taxonomy places the organism in Eukaryota, Metazoa, Chordata, Actinopteri, Siluriformes, Pangasiidae. The coding region runs from base 583 to 1878 and encodes 431 amino acids. The transcript has 6 exons. The record is from RefSeq and is a predicted model, not a curated record.